CGUGACUUCUGACCCCGCUGCAUUUACUGAUUGUUCUGUUCCUGCAUUUGGGGUAGAUAGAUCAACAUCCAAAUAAACUCACUAAAUUUGCUUACAAAAACUCAAAUCUCUAAUUCUUUCAACAAUAACAUUUGGUGGAUUGUUGCAGCUUAUUUCGCUGAUAGAGAAUAUGAUAGAGAGAGAGUGACAGCCCAUGCAAGAAUCGGCGCUCUGAAAUUGUUGUUUAACUUGAUUCAUUUUUUUACAUGAAGAAGAAUCUGUAGAUAGAUGAAAUGAAAUCCAUGGCGACUUCUUCUUCUUCCUCAUCCAAAACCUCCCUCUCCCCGCACCACCCUCCCCACUUCACUCCGAUUGAAGAGGGGAACGAGGAGGAAGAAUUCUCGCAGGGGAGGAUGAGUUUCAGAGCAACUCCGGCGAGCGACUACACGGAGAAGAGAGACAGCGAUUACACGCACUUUCCGACGCCGCUGAAUUCCGAGAAGAGCCGGCGGAGCAGCAAGACGGCGAAGAAGCGGCAGGAAAAGGAGGAGGCGAGCGGCGUGUCGUGCAAUAAGUGCAGGCCUAGCAAUAGGGAGAGGUUCUCGGUUGUUCCGUUGGAGAGCAAUAAUGGCGGCAGGCUUUCAAUGGCCAGCCCCAACGGCAUUUUCAAGUCGAUUCUAGCCUCUCUCGCGCUCAAGAGGAGCCCGAAGUCGUCGGGGUCCGCCGCCUCGUCGUCGUCGCGGGAGGAGCACUGGAAGAUCGUGGUGGCGGAGCUCUCCAACAAGCUGAUCCAGGCGAGCCGGCGCCGCGACGAGGCCGUUCUCGAAGCUUCGAAGCUCAAGUACUCCAUGGCCGAGCUGGAGAAGAAGCUCAACAAGCUCGAAAUCUACUGCCACAACUUGAAAUCCGAGCUCGAAACCUGCACCACCAGUCAUCAAAAACAGCAGCAUAAAUCGCCAUCGCGCAUCAUGAAUUACCAGCUCAUCAAAGUUGGCGAUCAGUCGAAGGUGAUCGAGCAUUUCCUGGUCUCGGUGUCGGAGACGCGGUCUUCAGUUCGGUUCCUGGCCCGGGCCCUGGGCCUUCAGCUCCGGCAGAUGGGCCCGAAAGUCUACGACCGGAUCGCGAUGCUUCUGCAGCCUUACGACAUCAAGAUUUCCAUCUCGCGGAACCCUCGGGCCCUCGUCUUCUACCUCGAGGCUCUGCUCAACCUAGCAUUCUUCGAGGAUUUCGAGUCCGCGGGCUUCCACAAGAGCGGGCCGAGCCCGAUUCUGAACCCGAUCGACCGCUGCGAGUCCAACUUCGCCAUGUUCAGCAGGCUGCAGGAGCUCACGUGGGAGGAGGUCCUCAACAAAGGGACCAGGCAUUUCAGUGAGGAUUUCAGCAAGUUCUGUGACAGGAAAAUGAGUGACAUUGUGGCUCUAUUGGGCUGGAAUCGGGCCUGGCCCGAACCCCUCCUGCAGGCCUUCUUCGGGGCCUCCAAGACCGUCUGGCUGGUGCACCUCUUGGCUAACUCGUUGCACCCGGGCCUGCCCAUUUUCCGGGUCGAUAAGGGGGUUGGGUUCGACCCGGUUUACAUGGAGGAUAUGGGUGGAGACAAGGCUAAAAAGCUCAUCCCCACCAUGGUUCGGAUCAUGGUCACUCCCGGUUUCUAUGUCUUCGAUAACGUGGUUAAGUGCAAGGUGCUUUGUAGGUAUUAUAACAACAACAACAACGACAACAAGAUUAGUGUUAGCCAUAUCUACGAUACGGGCUGCACCCCGUCCCCCUCGUAGCACGAAAUUGAAUCGAAUUAGUCCAAUAUAGGGAAAAAAGUUAUGUAAUGUUUGUUUCAAUAUUUUUUUUUCUAGUGGUCAUGUUACACUUUUCGAUUGUGUCGAUUAGUGAAAAGGUGACAAUGAGCAUGUUUUGAAAAUGUAGGGGAUACCGAGGUGGGAUUAUGAAGAAUUAGAUUUCAAUGGUUAAA
Molecule: messenger RNA, 1942 nt
Organism: Salvia miltiorrhiza (redroot sage)
Lineage: Eukaryota; Viridiplantae; Streptophyta; Magnoliopsida; Lamiales; Lamiaceae
Product: IRK-interacting protein
Exons: 2
Coding region: 273-1751 (492 amino acids)
Source: RefSeq, a predicted model, not a curated record